GUGCCGUGCCGCGCCGGCGUCCGUCCGCGCCAUAAUCCAACUUUAGUGGACAUGUUUCCGUCACCUGGACGGCCGACAUAAAUUUGGCAUCCUAUGCAAAUAUAUGCUGACGUAAAAGAUCAUGUGGUUUUUGUCGUCGAUCCCCCCUCUGAGCAGAGGAGCCGUUCCUCUGCUGUUGUCUUUAGGUUAGCUAUGCUACUAUCUUUACUGUACCCUGCGCUAGCUAUAUGCGCCCCGCACCGCACCACUCUGGAUCUGUGGGAAUAACAGAGUUGAGCCUCCGCAGCCUGCGCCCGCGGACUCCACGCAGACUCACCUGGAGAUUUCCCAGAGUGCCGCCGGGCCGAGGACCGCCCCCACGAGGGAGACCAGAGGGAGGUACGGAGCCAGCGAGCGUCCGACGACCGAUUGGAGGAGGUGGAGCCACAGGAGGAGCCCCCCCGCCCCGCCCCCCUCCCUCGUCUUCUCCUUCAAGGAAGUGCAGUCCAGUAGUGAUGCGUGAGUCGGACCCGCGGGGCUUUUGUGGAAUUAUUUGACCCGACCCGACCCGACCCUACCUCCUGAACGCCGCCGCCGCCGUCUGUGAUGCCCUCCCAUGACGCCCUGGUCGGUAGCUGACACUGCCAGUGAGCGGGACACGCCACUGCACCACCGGACCUGGGCCGGCGCCGCCAGCCGGUUCUCGCCCUCCCUCUUGCACACUGGAGACGCCGCCUCCACCUCCACCCUCCCACCAGUACCCGUCGCCAUCAGCUCCCGGCCCCCCCCAGUAGGUUCGCUUUGAUAACCGACACGCUGUCGUCCUCAGCCAGCACCAGCAGCAGCAGCAGCCAAAAACCACCAAACUUUAAUCAGCUUCAGCACCAGCACCGCCAUAAUUGCCACCAGCAGCAGCAGCAUCCGUCAUGUCCAGCCGUAGGAAGUCCUCCAACCCCUGCAUGGUCCGGGUCCUCAGCGACCUGCCCGAGGAGCAAGAGGAUCCGGGGGAGGUGAUGGACGUGGAAAUGUCGGCGGACAACGACGUGGCCGAAAAAGAGCAAUCAGACUCGCCUAAAUCCGAAGAAAUGCAGCAGGAGAGUUCGGAUAAUCCAGACCAGCAGACCGAUCCAAAAGCAGAGGAAACCCAGAAGCCAACAGAACAAAAGGAGUCGGAGGAUGACGACCGGCCUCCCGUUGUUGAAGACACGGAGAAGGACCGGGACGCGGCAGAAUCCGACCCCACGAAGAAGCAGACCAGAGGCUACGAGUGCAAAUACUGCCCGUUUUCGACGCAGAACCUGAAUGACUUCAAAGAGCACGUGGACUCGAGCCACCCCAACGUCAUUCUGAACCCGCUGUACCUCUGCGCCGUCUGCAACUUCAACACCAAGAAGUUCGACUCACUCACAGAGCACAACGAAAGCCAGCACCCGGGUGAGACCAACUUCAAGUUCAAGAGGAUAAAAAUGAACAAUCAAACUGUUUUAGAGCAGACAAUCGAAGGCAAGGACAAUUCAGUUGAAUGCGAAGAGACAAAUGAGCAAGGCGACGACAGCAGCAGCAGCGUGUUUCCGCCUUGUAUAUCCACCACAUUAAAAACUCCGGACAGUAUUCAGCCGCUCUUCCAAGGCGGUGAACUCAAAAGCCAGCUGGACGGUCUAAUCCAAAAAGAUCAGAUCACAGCCGUAAACAUCAACGGAACAGUCAUUAUCCCCGAACCCACCAUCCUCCAAGGGCUUUCCCAUGUCACCCCGAUGCUUCAGCGCCCACCCAACUUUAACUCAGUACCAAAAAUAGCUGUUCCCUUGAACACCACCAAAUAUAACCCUUCUUUAGACGACAACCUGACACUGAUCACCUCCUUCAACAAGUUCCCUUACCCGACGCACGCCGAGCUGUCCUGGCUGACGGCGGCGUCCAAGCACCCGGAGGAGCAGAUCAAAGUCUGGUUCACUACCCAGAGGCUGAAGCAAGGCAUCACCUGGUCCCCAGAGGAAGUGGAAGAAGCCAGGAAGAAGAUGUUCAAUGGCUCCAUCCCUCCAGCACACCACACCUUCACCGUCCUGCCUACGAGUCUCAUCUCGCAGCCGUCUGCCAAAGCCUCCCAGCAGCCGAUCGUCCACACCACCGUGGAGCAUCCGGGUCAUGUCCGAAUAAGCACAUCCAACGGGAUACAUCAAGCCGCCUCCACUAAUGCUUCCACUGGCUCCGCCCUCAAGCGAUCCUUGCCGACUCCAGCGCUUGGCCCAGAGUCGAAGCGUCCAGUUAUGGCGGUCGCCCCUCAUUCUGGUGACUCCAGAGACAAAACUCUAAUGGCUCCCCCUCCUCCGCCUCCGCAAAAAGAACGCCUCCCAAUGGCUCCGCCUCCUGUUCCCAUGGAGAUGAAGAGAAGUGUAGCUUUUCCUCUGGUCAGCUCAGAGAUAAAGAGGCCAUCCGCUGCUGUGCCUUUAAUGCCACCGCCAUCAUCAUCAUCAUCUUCAAUGUCCAAAGGGAAACUCCUCCCAACACAGGGGAAUCCCAAAACCAAGCCCUUGGUGUCGCUGCCCUCCAUAGUCUUUCCAGAAUCCUUAACGAGGCCUACGAUAGCUCCGCCUCCUAUUUUUGCCCCACCAUUUAAAAGCCCCAUACUUGUUCCGCGCAUCUCUUCCAAAGAAAAGCAUCAUGCUCUGCCGGCAGCUGACGCAAAGCUGCCGAACUCUCCUCCACUCGUCGGUCCUCAGACAAGGAGGCCGACCAUCAUUCAGUCGAUUCGAGCUCCAGCUAAAACCCUGUCCCAGAUUCCAGGGUUUUCUUUGGAUGGCAAGAAACUAAAAGAACAACCAGGAGUAGAGCUGAAUGUCGGCUACCCCAGAGGAGAUCAGAUCCUCUCUCCACUGGCAGAGGCCAAUGGGACAUCACGCUGCGAUGCCAAAUGGUCUAACGACCAACUGUCACCUGCUCAAAACAACGGAAUCGUCCAUUUAGACGGAGGUGACCUACCAAAAACAGACUAUCAGCAGAAGGCCUCGGUGCUCACUCAGUUCCCGUUACUGGAGCGAAUGAAAGGAAAGACGGCAGAGCAGCUGAAGGUCCUGGAAGAGAACUUUAUGCGAAACAGCUUCCCUACCCACAGCGAUGUGGACAAUCUGGCGGUGACCACCCGUCUGUCUCCCCAGGAGAUUGACAGCUGGUUCACAGAACGCCGAGCACUACGUGACAACCUGGAGCAGGCGCUGCUCAACUCGAUGGGCACUAAGCGAAUGGGAACCAUUCCAGAGAAACGAGUCAUCAGCAGCCGACUUCUACAGCUGAACGGGAUUCACAAACCGAGCACCGGCGUGGGCCACCUGAACAGCCCACCUCCACCCUCACACCUGCCUGUCAUCGCUCCCGGCGCCAUCGCCCCCUCCGUCCCCAACCCCUGCUCAGUGCCUCCAGACAGCCGAUCCCUGGCGCUCCUCAAGGACGAUUUUGCUCAAACACGGUGGCCUUCCCCUGAGGAGUUCAGCCAGAUGGAGGGUCGGACAGGACUCGUGCGCACCGACAUCGCUCGUUGGUUCAGCGACAGUCGGUCAGGGUCGCAGAGCGGCGGCAUGGACCUAACGGAAGCUCUUCACAACAGCGGUUUGAACGGAGGUCAGGGGUUGACUGUGUGUUCCCCUGAAAACACGCCCUCUGGUAUCCUCCAGCGCUGUCAGGACGGAGCCGUCAACAACAACAACAACAACAGUAAGGUGUUGGAGGUGGAGCUGGGCUGGUUGAUGGAGCAGCGAUCCAAAAAGCCUGGCAGUCAUCAGCACGAGGAGCUCCAAGAACGGUUCAGCGGCAGACUGAGGCAGCAGAGCGCCGCUGAGCUGAAGAACGGUGGGCAGAACGGCGGCGUGGGCGUGGCCAUGGGCGUGGCCGGAGCUCGGGACGUGUUCGGGACCUGGAUGGAGGACGGACACUCGAGGAGAGGCCGAGACCUGCUUCUGGACCGGGACCGGAAGAUGACGGAGGACGCCACCGGGAGGCUGACCGGAUAAAACG
This is a messenger RNA of Sphaeramia orbicularis (orbiculate cardinalfish), 3987 nucleotides long. Its product is annotated as zinc fingers and homeoboxes protein 2-like. Gene Ontology annotation, cellular component: nucleus. Lineage: Eukaryota; Metazoa; Chordata; Actinopteri; Kurtiformes; Apogonidae. The record is from RefSeq and is a predicted model, not a curated record. Gene Ontology annotation, biological process: regulation of transcription by RNA polymerase II. Gene Ontology annotation, molecular function: DNA binding; DNA-binding transcription factor activity, RNA polymerase II-specific.